CACGUUCAUACACUGGAUUACUUCAAAACAACGGCCUCGCUCGGAUCCUCUCUCCUAUUUUCAACCUGGAUUUAAAUGCAACUCACUUAAAAUUAAUAGACACUUGUCCUUAUCAUAUUUCAACCUCCCAAGGCCUCCAUCUCUCCCUCCCUCGAUUGCACAUUCUAGUUUCUACAGCAUGCUUAAGGUCCCAGAGCAUCAGGUUGCAGGUCACCUAGCCAUUGAUGGAAAACUUGGUCCCCUCGUAGAUGAUUCAGGACGUUUCUACAAGCCUCUCCAGGGUGAUGGACGUGGUAACAAGGAGUUGGCUUUCUAUGAAUCUUUUUCUUCUGAUACACGGGUUCCAGAACACAUCCGCAAAUAUUUUCCUGUUUGCUAUGGCAGUCAACUUUUGGAAGCAUCAAACGGAUCUGGCUUGCUCCAUCACCUUGUUUUGCAAGAUAUAGUUUCAAGUCAUCGCAAUCCAUCCAUCAUGGAUGUUAAGAUUGGUUCCAGAACAUGGUACCCUGAAGCAUCUGACAACUACAUCCAGAAGUGCCUUGAGAAGGAUAGAAGAACCACCACUGUGUCCCUAGGCUUUAGAAUAGCUGGUUUGCAGCUAUAUGAGGGAAAGGAAUCAGGAUACUGGAGACCAGGAAGGAGGGCAGUCCAGAGUUUUACAGUGUAUAAUGUCAGAUCUAUUCUUAGAAGAUUUGUUUCAUCAAAUUCUUCCAUUGGUAAUGAGAGCUCUGAUUGUUCGUUUGCUCCUAGCAUAUAUGGUGGUUCAGCGGGGAUUUUGGAACAAUUAUUGGAGCUGAAAGCAUGGUUUGAGGAUCAAACGAUUUACCAUUUUCAUUCAUGUUCACUUCUCAUCUUGUUUGAUAAGGAAUCUGUUUCAAAGGGAAGUACUCCAGUUCCUGUAAUUAAACUCAUAGAUUUCGCUCAUGUUGUGGAAGGUAAAGGUGUUAUUGAUCAUAAUUUCUUGGGUGGACUCUGCUCUUUGAUAAAGUUUGUUUCCGAAGUUCUCUCUGAUUCAAAGGAAUCCUUAAUCAAAGAUUGUGUGGAAUCUGAGAAGCCAGGCAUUUGUACCGAUAAUGGAAAUUGCCAACAGAGUUAAAUUGGAAGGACACCGUUUCCAGAGUUCUUAGUUUGUUUUUUGCUCUGUUUUGAGUGUUGGUUUUUUUUACCCGGGAAAAUUGUGAUUUCUUUCUUUUUGGUUUAGAGAUCGAUAUUUAUGUUUCAAUAAAAAUUUUCAGAAAUGCAGAUCCCUUUCUCUUUAA
Molecule: messenger RNA, 1259 nt
Organism: Gossypium arboreum
Lineage: Eukaryota; Viridiplantae; Streptophyta; Magnoliopsida; Malvales; Malvaceae
Product: inositol polyphosphate multikinase alpha-like
Exons: 2
Coding region: 179-1096 (305 amino acids)
Biological process (GO): inositol phosphate biosynthetic process
Cellular component (GO): nucleus; cytoplasm
Molecular function (GO): inositol-1,4,5-trisphosphate 3-kinase activity; inositol tetrakisphosphate kinase activity
Source: RefSeq, a predicted model, not a curated record